AGCAAGCUUGUGUGUUCUCACCGUCAGUCAGUCUUACACCGGGGGUGAAAAGCUGCUGAGACAGUCCCAGGAACAGGCGUCACUCCUUAGAUCUUCCUUACAUUACUGAGGCUAGUUACCUGGGCUCGUAAAAACCUGUGUCACCUGCCCACGGAGCCUUUCCACGGCACCCCCUUCAGCCAGAUGGUUGUGUUUGUGUGGAUAAGUUAAGCAUUGGCUGGGGACCUGGGUCAUUAUUAAGGUUUUCUGUUUGUCCUCUAAAACUGCAGCAGAUACUUGCAGGGCUUAAGAAAGGAAUACAGAGACAUGCUUAAAAAUGUCUGACAAAAUGUCGAGUUUUCUUCACAUUGGGGAUAUCGUCUCCCUCUAUGCGGAAGGGUCCGUUAAUGGCUUCAUCAGCACUCUGGGAUUGGUAGAUGAUAGAUGUGUGGUACAACCAGAGACGGGAGAUCUCACAAAUCCUCCAAAGAAGUUCCGAGAUUGUCUCUUCAAAGUGUGCCCUAUGAAUCGUUACUCAGCACAGAAGCAGUUCUGGAAAGCAAAGCAAGCUAAGCAAGGAAACACUGAAGACCCAUUAUUGAAAAAACUGCAGCAUGCAGCAGAACUGGAGCAAAAACAGAAUGAAUCUGAGAACAAGAAGCUUCUGGGUGAAAUAGUUAAAUACAGCAAUGUAAUACAGUUACUGCACAUUAAAAGCAACAAAUACCUCACAGUCAAUAAAAGACUGCCAGCUCUGCUAGAGAAAAAUGCAAUGCGGGUGUCCCUGGAUACAGCAGGCAAUGAAGGUUCAUGGUUCUACAUCCACCCAUUCUGGAAAUUAAGAAGUGAAGGAGACAAUGUGGUCGUAGGAGAUAAGGUGGUUUUAAUGCCUGUCAACGCAAGUCAGCCUCUCCACGCCAGUAAUAUAGAACUGACUGACAACCCUGGCUGCAAAGAGGUGAAUUCGGUGAAUUGUAAUACCAGCUGGAAAAUAACACUGUUCAUGAAAUUUAGUGACUAUCGGGAAGAUGUUUUGAAGGGGGGCGAUGUAGUUAGAUUAUUCCAUGCCGAACAAGAGAAAUUUCUAACCUGUGAUGAGUACCUAAAGAAGCAAAGAAUAUUUCUGAGAACAACUUUGCGACAAUCAGCAACAUCGGCAACCAGCUCAAAAGCAUUGUGGGAAAUUGAGGUUGUGCAUCAUGACCCAUGUAGAGGUGGAGCUGGCCAUUGGAACAGUCUUUUUCGAUUUAAGCACUUGGCAACAGGAAACUACCUUGCAGCAGAACGUAAUCCAGAUUUUCGAGAUGAAACUGCUGAAAGCAAAGAACCUGGAGUACGAGAUAUCCUUACCUCUAAGAAGAAGUGGCAGGCAGAAGAAAAGAUUGUUUAUACACUGGUUUCAGUACCACAUGGGAAUGAUAUUGCUUCUCUGUUUGAGUUGGAUGCUACUACACUUCAAAGAGCAGACUGUAUGGUUCCAAGGAAUUCUUAUGUGAGACUUCGACAUCUUUGCACAAAUACAUGGGUGACUAGUACAAACAUUCCUAUAGAUACUGAAGAAGAAAGGCCUGUUAUGUUAAAAAUUGGAACAUGCCACACAAGAGAAGACAAAGAAGCAUUUGCCAUUAUUUCAGUUCCUUUGUCCGAAGUUCGAGACUUGGACUUUGCCAAUGAUGCAAAUAAGGUUUUGGCAGCAACAGUUGAGAAGCUGAAUAGUGGCACAAUAACGCAGAAUGAGAGGAGGUUUGCAAUUAAACUUCUGGAAGACCUAAUAUUCUUUGUUGCCGAUUGCCCGAACAAUGGACAGGAAGUACUCAGUGUGGUAAUUACAAAGCCAAACAGGGAAAGGCAAAAACUAAUGAGAGAACAAAAUAUUUUGGCUCAGAUAUUUGGAAUACUCAAAGCUCCAUUUAAUGAUAAAAAGGAAGAUGGACCAAUGCUAAGACUUGAAGACUUGGGGGAUCAGAGAUAUGCUCCUUUCAAAUACAUGUUAAGGCUGUGCUACCGACUCCUCCGGCACUCACAGCAGGACUACAGGAAAAACCAGGAAUACAUUGCCAAGAAAUUUUACAUCAUGCAGUCGCAGAUUGGUUAUGACAUACUGGCAGAAGACACCAUCACAGCUUUACUGCACAACAACAGAAAACUUUUGGAGAAACAUAUCACUGCAAAGGAAAUUGAAACAUUUGUUAAUCUGCUGAGGCGGAAUAGAGAACCAAGAUUCUUGGACUAUUUAUCUGAUCUGUGUGUAUCAAAUAAAGCUGCUAUCCCGGUAACACAGGAGCUCAUCUGUAAAUUCAUGUUAAGUCCUGGAAAUGCUGACAUUCUCAUUCAGACAAAAUUUGUGUCGACACUGACAGAUAUGCCAUUGGACUGCUCAAUGCAACAGGAUGAAGCUGAAGAGGAGGAAGUUUGGCUCUACUGGAUCGACCAUAAUAAGGAACCUCAUGGCAAGACUAUUAGACAGCUUGCAUUAGAAGCUAAGGAGGAGAAUAAAGCUUCCACAGAAAUCCUUACAUACUAUAGGUACCAACUAAACCUGUUUGCAAGGAUGUGUCUUGACCGACAGUAUCUCGCCAUAAAUCAGAUUUCAACCCAGCUGUCUGUAGAACUGAUUCUUCACUGUAUGGCUGAUGAGAGUUUACCCUAUGACCUGCGUGCUUCAUUUUGUCGCCUGAUGCUGCACAUGCAUGUGGACCGAGAUCCCCAGGAAACAGUGGUCCCAGUUCGUUAUGCCAGACUUUGGUCAGAAAUUUCUAGUGAAAUAUCGAUAAAGGGAUAUGAUUCCUUCACCGAAAGCUCAAAAGACAUGAUGAAAAGAAUGUUUGCAAAUACCAUGGAUUUUGUGGAAGCUUAUCUUAAUGAUGUCGUCAACCAGCCUUUUCCAUUUGGAGAUCCAGAGAAAAAUAAGCUAACAUUUGAGGUUGUACAUUUGGCUCGCAACCUCAUUUACUUUGGUUUCUACAGUUUUAGUGAACUACUAAGCUUGACUAGAACACUGCUUCACAUUUUGGAUAUUGUCCAGAACCCUAUGAUGCCUUCAUUCCUUGAGAGAUUAAACAAGCUACCAGAUGGUGGAAAUACUGUCAUGAGAACAAUACAUGGUGUGGGAGAGAUGAUGACACAGAUGGUACUCAGCAGGGGGUCUGGUCUCCCGAUAAGUCAGCCUGACUCUCAAGCAGUCCACAAUUUAGGCAAGCAGGUGACGUCUUCUGAUGAGGAUGUGACUGUAAUGGACACCAAACUGAAAAUCAUCGAAAUACUGCAGUUUAUCCUCAGUGUGCGACUGGACUACAGGAUAUCAUACCUACUCUCCAUUUACAAGAAAGAAUAUGAGGUCGCAAAUGGUUCAGUUGCAUCUCUAGACACACCCAUCUCAUUAGGAUUUGAUCCUGAUAAAGAUGAAAUUGUAGCCCAUGCAGAUACCAUGUUUGCUGGAAGCAGUAAAGACAACCAGCCAGUUGAACUGGAUGAAGAAAAUGGCAGAACAUUCUUGAGGGUACUUAUUCACUUAAUAAUGCAUGACUACCCUCCUCUGGUGUCCGGAGCUCUUCAUCUACUCUUCAAGCACUUUAGCCAAAGAGCAGAGGUUCUUCAGGCUUUUAAACAGGUUCAGUUACUAGUAUCUAAUCAAGAUGUCGAAAACUACAAGCAAAUUAAGGCAGACUUAGACCGGUUGCGGUUGACUGUAGAGAAAUCUGAACUCUGGGUUGAAAAGACCUCCAGUUAUGGAAGUGAAGAGAUGGGAGAAAACCAUGCAAAAGGAAGUGAUGAACAAAUUAAUGAGGAUCCUGGCCCUUUAACCCCUGCACAAGAUGGCAACAAAAUUCCUCAAAUCGACAAGAAAAAGAGCAAUAAUUACAAGAUAGUGAAAGAGAUUUUGACUAGACUGAACAAGCUGUGUUUACAGAACAAAAAGGAAAGAAGCCAACAGCAACGUUUGUUGAAGAAUAUGGGUGCCCAUACUGUAGUGUUAGAUCUGUUACAGAUCCCCUUUGAAAAGACCGAUGAAAAGAUGAAUGAAAUUAUGACGGUAGCCCAUACUUUUCUCCAGAAUUUCUGUGCAGGGAAUCCACAAAAUCAAAUUCUACUCCAUAAGCAUUUCAAUCUGUUCUUACAUCCUGGUCUUCUUGAAGCUGAAACAAUGAGACACAUCUUCAUGAACAAUUAUCAUCUGUGCAAUGAGAUCAGUGAUAGGGUGGUACAACAUUUCGUACAUUGUAUAGAGACCCAUGGCCGACAUGUGCAUUAUCUCAAAUUUUUGCAGACCAUUGUGAAAGCGGAUUCCAAGUAUGUGAAGAAAUGUCAAGACAAAGUUAUGACUGAGUUGAUCAAUGCUGGUGAAGAUGUUUUGGUAUUUUAUAAUGAUCGAGCAUCAUUUCCAGUCCUUGUCCAAAUGAUGCGCUCUGAACAAGAAAGAGCUGAUGAAAAUGGAGCCCUGGCCUAUCACAUUAACUUAGUGGAAUUAUUAGCGGCAUGCACAGAGGGGAAGAACGUUUAUACGGAGAUAAAGUGCAAUUCUCUUCUUCCGCUUGAUGACAUUUUGAGAGUGCUCGUUCAUGAAGACUGCAUACCUGAGGUGAAGACUGCCUAUGUGAACUUUGUUAACCACUGCUAUGUGGAUACAGAGGUAGAGAUGAAGGAAAUAUACACCAGUAACCAUAUCUGGAAUCUGUUCGAGACGUUCCUCAUUGAUAUGACCAGAGUUUGUAACACAACAACAGACAGGAAACAUUCAGAUACAGCUUUGGAAAGAUAUGUUACCGAUACUGUAAUGAACAUUGUUGGUGCUUUCUUCAACUCUCCAUUUUCUGACAAUAUAACAAGCGUACAGACACAUCAGCCAGUUUUUAUCCAGUUGUUACAGUCUGCUUUCAGAAUUUAUAAUUGUAGCUGGCCAAGCACAGUGCAGAAGAGCUGUGUAGAGUCCUGCAUUAAAACCCUGGCUGAUGUAGCAAAGAAUCGUGGUAUAGCAAUUCCAGUAGACCUGGACAGCCAAGUGAAUACACUUUUCAUGAAGAAUCAUGCAAACAUGGUACAGAGGGCAGCCAUGGGGUGGAGGAUGUCUGCUCGUGGUGGGCCUCGCUUUAAAGAUGCACAAGGAGGACCUGCCUUGGAUUGUCGACCAAUCAUCGAGAAACUUCAGGCAGUUGUCUCUUCCCUGGAACGUCAGUUCAGUCCCAUGGUGCAGGCUGAAUUUUCAGUGCUGGUUGAUGUGCUGUACAGCCCACAACAUCUAUUUCCUGAUGGAAGUGAAGCUAAAACACGCUGUACAGCUUUCCUGUCCAAAUUAAUUUCACACACAAAAAAGCUAAUGGAAAAAGAAGAAAAACUCUGUGUUAAAAUUCUUCAGACAUUAAGAGAAAUGCUAAACAAGAAGGAAACCUUACGAGAACAGGCUGCUGCUUUGAGGAAACUUCUUCUUGAUCAGUAUUUUCGCAGCUCAAAAGGAGAGUAUGGAGCAAACAUAAACGGUCCAUUAUCUACAGCAGCAUAUAGUAAAGCUUCCCAAACUGGAGGUGGCUCUUCAGGACAAGAUUCAGACAAGAGUGAAGCAUCCAUGUAUGAUAUUCAGUGCCAGCUGGACAGAGAGGGGGCAUCGCAACUUGUAAUAGAUUUAAUAGUGCUUACCAAAAAUGAUCGCAUAUUCACUGAAUGUAUUUUGCUUGGAAUUGCAUUACUGGAAGGAGGGAAUACCCAAAUUCAGAAAUCAUUUUAUAAACAGCUGUAUGAAGAGAAGAAAUCAGAAAAAUUCUUCAAAGUUUUCCAUGACCGUAUGAAGGCCGCUCAACAGGAAAUAAGGGCAACGGUGACAGUGAACACCACCGACCUAGGAAGUAAAAAAGAUGAUGAAGAUGAUUCAGAUGUUUUACCUCUUCCUAGAAAACGAGGACAUGAGCAAAGAAUACAGUUAAAGGAAGAAAUGAAAGAACAGCUUACAGAAGCCUCUGCUGCAACCUCCAAAGCGUAUUCAGCAUACCGAAAGGAGACCGACCCAGAAUUGGAAUCCUUGUCUUCGGGCCAGGAUUGUGGAUCUUCAUGUAAUGAAGAGAAGGAAGAUGCAGACAUGAACCCCAUUAUAGGAAUCAUGAAGCCUAUUUUAAGAUUCCUUCAGCUGCUUUGUGAAAACCAUAACAAGGAACUCCAGCAUUUCCUGCGGAACCAGAACAACAAAACAAACUACAACUUAGUGUGUGAAACCCUUCAGUUCCUGGACUGCAUUUGUGGCAGCACUACAGGAGGUCUUGGCCUGCUGGGACUCUAUAUAAAUGAGAGGAAUGUAUCACUUAUCAACCAGACAUUGGAGAGUUUGACAGAGUACUGCCAAGGUCCAUGUCAUGAAAACCAGACCUGCAUUGCUACCCAUGAGUCAAAUGGAAUUGAUAUUAUUAUUGCACUAAUUCUGAAUGACAUAAAUCCUCUGGGAAGAUACCACAUGGAUCUGGUGUUGCAGCUUAAGAAUAAUGCAUCAAAGCUGUUGCUUGCUAUCAUGGAAAGUCGACAAGAUAGUGAAAAUGCUGAAAGAAUCUUGUACAAUAUGAGACCAAAUGAACUGGUAGAUGUCAUUAAAAAAGCAUACAAACAAGGAUUAAGCAAUGACAGUGACAGUAGGUUUGGAGAAGAAAAUGUGUCACCAAAGGAUGUUGGUCAUAACAUCUAUAUUCUGGCGCAUCAGUUGGCUUGUCAUAACAGAACAUUACAAGGUAUGCUGAAGCCAGGUUCUGACCCAGGGGAUGGUGAUGAGUCUUUAACAUAUUAUGCCAACCACACUGCCCAGAUUGAGAUUGUACGCCAUGAUAGGACAAUGGAGCAGAUAGUCUUCCCUGUUCCGAAUAUUUGUGAAUAUCUGACACAAGAAUCUAAAUGUCGGGUGUUUAACACUACAGAAAGAGAUGAUCAAGGCAGCAAAGUGAAUGACUUUUUUGUACAAAGUGAAGAUCUCUACAAUGAAAUGAAAUGGCAAAGGAAAAUCAGAAAUAACCCAGCAUUGUUUUGGUUCUCCAGGCACAUCUCUCUUUGGGGCACCAUAUCGUUCAAUCUUGCAGUGUUCAUUAAUUUAGUUGUUGCUCUCUUUUAUCCAUUUGGAGAUGAUGGAGAUGAAGGAACAAUCUCUCCACUGUUUUCCAUUGCACUUUGGAUCGCACUGGCAAUAUCUACUGCUAUGCUCUUUGCAUUCUCAAAGCCCAUUGGUAUUCAACCCUUUAUAGUAACUGCAAUAUUUAGGUCAAUAUACACACUUGGACUUGGGCCUACUUUGAUACUUCUGGGUGCUGCUAAUCUCCUGAAUAAAAUAGUAUUCUUGGUGAGCUUUGUUGGAAACCGUGGCACUUUUACACGGGGUUACAGAGCCGUCAUCAUGGACAUGGAGUUUCUCUACCAUGUGUUGUAUGUGAUCGUCUGCAUAUUGAGCUUGUUUGUCCAUGAAUUCUUUUACAGCUUUCUGCUCUUUGACCUCGUGCAUAGAGAGGAGACGUUGCUGAACGUUAUUAAAAGUGUCACUCGUAAUGGCAGGUCCAUUAUUCUGACAGCGGUGUUGGCCCUUAUUCUUGUCUACCUCUUUUCCAUCAUCGGAUUUCUUUUCUUCCAGCCUGACUUUAUUAUGGAUGUGGAACCAGCAUUUAAACCAGAUAAGUCGUGUGACACUACAGUGCAUUCAUUAGCAAGCCUAUCUGGAAAAGAACAUCACGAUGAGCAGUCAACAUGUAGUGCAGAUAACGUUGUGAAUGAGAGAACUUGCGACACACUUCUAAUGUGCAUUGUUACAGUAUUAAACCAUGGCCUGCGAAAUGGUGGUGGAGUAGGAGAUGUUCUAAGGCCCCUUUCAAAACAUGAGCAACUGUUCCCAGCUCGAGUUGUGUACGAUUUGCUCUUCUUCUUCGUAGUCAUCAUCAUUGUUCUAAACUUGAUUUUUGGUGUCAUCAUUGAUACAUUUGCUGACCUAAGAAGUGAAAAGCAAAAGAAGGAGGAGAUUCUCAAGACGACUUGUUUUAUAUGUGGGCUCGAAAGAGACAAAUUUGACAACAAAACUGUUUCCUUUGAGGAACACAUAAAAUCUGAACACAGUAUGUGGCACUAUUUAUACUUCAUAGUCCUAGUCAGAGUUAAGGACCCGACUGAAUACACUGGACCCGAAAGCUAUGUUGCACAGAUGAUUAAUGAGAGAAACUUGGAUUGGUUCCCACGGAUGCGUGCCAUGUCACUUUUUAGCAAUGAAGGUGACAAUGAACAGAAUGAAAUAAGAGUUCUGCAGGAUAAGCUGGAAUCAACAAUGAGUCUGGUCUCACAGUUAUCAAGUCAGCUUGCCGAACUUAAAGAACAGAUGACAGAGCAAAGAAAGAACAAGCAGAGGCUUGGUUUUCUUGGAUCCAACACACCUCAUGUGAAUAAUCACAUGACUUCGCACUAAUGCUGUACCUUGGGGAUGGAUGUUGGGAAUACAGUACAGGUAUUCAUCAGCAGUGUCUCACUGGAUGAUGACAGAAAUCAGGAUCGUGAAAAGUGCCUUUUUAAUCAAAGCAUAAAAAAGACUUCCUUUGACAAGUAUCUAUGCUGUAUACAGAACUGUUUUGAAAGGUUUCGUUUUUUCGUGGUUGGCUGGACCAAAAAGUACACAGUGGCUUUUUAUUAGCCUCAUCUGAACACAACUGUGAUACCUCUUCCCUUUCAGUGUGUGUGAGAGAGAGAGAGGGGAAUUGUGUAGAAGUGUUUUUAACAGCCUGUCAGAGGUUUUAAGUGUGAGUAAAGUGUAUAAUUUUAAGAUGUUUUAUUUUUGUUUUCAAGGAUAUUUGUGUAUAAACCAUUGGGUUUGUGGUUUAUUUUUAUACUGGAUGGUAAGUGACAUUACUAUGAAGUGUACCCACAGUAAUACAAUGACAGCUGCCUUAUUAUCUUUUUUUUGGAUAGCUUCAUUUCUUAUGCAGAAUUCAAGGGAAAGUUGGGAAGUGCUGGAUUUGAUUUACUUUUACCAUGAACAUGUGGAUCUCAAAGCAUGCAGAAUAUAACUGGAAGUCAUUCUUUCCAUGAGUGAUUGGAUGACUAAAAUGGUCUUUGGAGCAGGGGAAGAGGUUCAAUAUGAUCUUAACUGCUACUACAGAUACGCUUUUAAGUGGGUUAAAAGAAUUUUAUAUAGUCCUUGGAGGCCAAAAACUGUUUUUACUUUUCAGAUAUUGAACACUGUUAUGUUGAUCAUUGAAGUCUGGGAGUUUAGCACAUAGAAUUAAGGCUAUGAGCUGCUAAUGUGUUUCAUCCUGGGUUUGAUUCCAUCAGUCCCCACUUGUCUGUUAUGUGACUAUGAGCUCAUCACUUAAUUGGACAGUGCUUCUUGACCCACAGAAAAAAAUGGGCCUCAACCCAUUUAGCAUAAUCUAUAAAUAAAAUUAAUUUUUACUAAAAAAGAAAUAAGUUUAGGCUCAGAGGUACUGACUAUGCAACCAUACAUUUAGAACAAUAUAAUCGUUGUGCUGCAAAACCCUCAACAUGUGUCCAACUUUAGUUUGACAUACAUGUUUUAGUAGCCAGUUAAAUAUGUGAAAGUGGACUGAUUUUGAAGUUUUGAUAAACAAGAAAGGUUAGAAUGAGGGUUUUGCAGCCUGUGCCCCAACUGAAGGGUUUUCUACCAUAUCCAUAAACUUUUUUUUAAUCAUUACUUACUAAUGUUUCUAGCUUGCACUUUAAAUGCGGUUUAUACAUGUAAGUUAUACAUAAUUAACAGUACUACUUAAACUGGGAAUAAAGUUUUUCCAGGCACUACUACUAGGUUUCAAAACAUGGCUUAUAGAAAAGAUGUAUGCAGGGAAUCUAUGAGCAAAGCAGUAAAUAUGUGUAGCAGUAGGCAUUAGUAAUACCACUCUUGAACACAAAAUUAACUGCAGCAGGUCAUUCUACAGGUUUUGAACCCCCUUAAUGAAAUAUGUUGGAUCAAAUGUGCAUUCUGAUUGGUUUAUACAGGUCAGGUGGACACAUAUUUCCCAGUAUGUGCACUAAAAUUUUUAAACUUAUUUAUGUGCUUCCCAAAACAAAAGAAGUUUCCAUUAAAUCAGCAGAGCAUCAUAAUGUUUUUAUGUAGUAUUUUGCUUGCAUCAGACCAAAAUAUAUAUGUUGCAGUUUGACAAUCUUGCACACUUGUGAGCAAAUAAUGAUGAAGUUUGGCAGUAUUUUGAGAAGUUCUGCACAUAUGUCAUAGCGAGUUAAUAUUCAUUUUAUUUUGUCAUCAUUAUAUGUGAGUGAAGCACAGAUGUUGGCAUCUACUGUUUUCAGUACACAGUAAUAUUUUCAACCUUAAGACCAUGUGUUUUUCAAAUUGAUAAAACUGAAAAUUUUAGGCUUCAUACAUAUUAUGCCUGCAAAAUUCUUAGAUUGCCCCUUACCGCACAUCUGCACAAACCUUUAAGACAGGAGUACUGCCCUCCUUUCUGUGAAAGCUCAACACGUAAUUGAGCAGUAGUUGAUUUAAUAUGCAGUUGUGAUUUUCAAGUGAUGCAUUAGUCACAUGAGGGAAGUACUGACCUUCAGACAUGAGCAGGGUGUAGCCAGGCAUACCCCAUGUAUUCACCUGAGUUUUUUUAUUAAGGUUGCCAGAGCCCAGAAUAUCAUGCAACUGUCUUAACCAAAAUCUAAAUAAUGUCUAAAACUACACUUAACUGUACACAACACACUCUGAAAAGGAAUAUUCCUGUAAAGGGGCUUUUUUCUCUGACUGUAGGGGCAAGGGAUGAAAUGUAUGUAUGGGUAUUUCAUAGGUGGGUGGUGGUGACAGCAAACUGAGGUUGGAGAAUAAAACAAAAUAGAAAUUUCUGGCUACACCCCAGUCUUGAGAAGGAUUCAGCCACAUAAGUCGGUGUGUAUGAUAUGUAUGUUGUUAAUACACUGAGAAUCUGAAUCCUGGGUGUAGUUUUACUUGUAUCAGUGACAUAUUUGUAUAGAAAAAAUAAUUACACUUGCUCUCAGUGUGAAUCUUUUGUUCAUUUUGUGCUGUUAACACAUUAAACAUUGUUUAUAUUUAUAUGUUUUAAUACAGCUGAUUUUGGAAUGCUUUGGCAAUUUCUGCACUGAAUUAAAGUCUUUAUAUCAGGCUAACAGUUUAAAAGUUGUCACAUGGUGUAUUAUCUAUUUACAGUUUCUAAUGUAAACUGUUGCUGAAUGUUCAGCUGUUUCAAUAAAAUCUUAUUUUUUUAAUGUA
Molecule: messenger RNA, 11158 nt
Organism: Protopterus annectens (West African lungfish)
Lineage: Eukaryota; Metazoa; Chordata; Ceratodontiformes; Protopteridae
Gene: ITPR2
Product: inositol 1,4,5-trisphosphate receptor type 2
Exons: 57
Coding region: 317-8386 (2689 amino acids)
Biological process (GO): calcium ion transmembrane transport
Cellular component (GO): endoplasmic reticulum; membrane
Molecular function (GO): inositol 1,4,5-trisphosphate-gated calcium channel activity; inositol 1,4,5 trisphosphate binding
Source: RefSeq, a predicted model, not a curated record